AUGUUGAUAAAUAAAAACAUUUCCUCUCAGCCACAGUAUGAAAACUGCACCCAUGUGAUACGUGUCCCCUUGAUUGAGUACCAGACUCUGUCAGUUGACACAAAGAAUCUCCGUCUGAUCAGCCGUCUGCAAGCAAGUCUCAAUUGGAUCGAUCCUGAGUUGGCGUGGAACACGUCGAUUUACGAUUAUGAAGAAGUGAUCCUGCCAGUAGAUAAAAUCUGGACCCCAGAGAUCCAUGUGACAAACGGAAUAUUGACAACUAUGAAGCACAGCUCCGUUGAUCUGCUGGUGUUCAGCAACGGCACGGUGAAGCACUCUGUGAUCAUCAACGCUGAGGUGAACUGUGAGGUCAAUCUGUUCAACUACCCCUUUGCUUCUGAUGAGUGUCCUGUCGCUAUCCAAGCCUGGUCCGUCGACGGAUGUGGUACAAUCCUGAAACUGGGGCAUCUGAGGAAUGCUGAUAGCACCCAAGGAGACUGGCAAACCAACUAUGUGGUCUUGCAGAAAAAGAGAGACGACCGCAAUUACAUCAUGGUGUCACUGAGCAUCAAAUACCUCAACCCCUUCAUCACCUUACUGCUGCCCAGUAUCCUGAUCGUCCUGGCUGAUGUGGUCAGCUUCGCCCUGCCACUGGGAUGCGGCGAACGCAACUCCUUCAAGGUCACCCUGGUGCUCAGCUUCACCCUGUUCCUCGGCAUCCUCAACGACAGGCUCCCCGGAGACGGCCAGUGCAGCCCCAUCAUCCGAACCCACUUCUGUGUUUGCCUGGUGCUUUUGGUGCUGAGCAUGCUGGUGUCCAUGAUUCUGACUCGGGUGGCCAAAGAUGGCGGCUUCAUUUUCUGCUGCUGUCCAAAGCGGUCAGGCCCGAAGAACAAAGUGAACAAGGACGACGAAGAGGAUGACGAUUCCAUCUAUCCUAAUCCCACUUCAAUCCUUCCAGAGGCCAAAGCCGACAUCAGUGUGAUUCAGCUGAGUGGCUCGGAGGAGUCCAAUAAGAUGCUCGGUUUGGUGGUAAACUUCCUGCAAGCAUGGGAAGCCAAGGCAGAGGAGAGUGAGAGAUACGAGGCGCUCGCCAACAAGCUGGACCAGACCUUUUUCUGGUUCUAUUUAUUUCUUGGUGGUACAUACUUCGUUGCAAUGACUGCUGUGAUGAUAAAGUACCCAUGUACAGUGAACCAUUUUGAUUUCUGGGACUAA
Molecule: messenger RNA, 1197 nt
Organism: Limanda limanda (common dab)
Lineage: Eukaryota; Metazoa; Chordata; Actinopteri; Pleuronectiformes; Pleuronectidae
Product: 5-hydroxytryptamine receptor 3A-like
Exons: 8
Coding region: 1-1197 (398 amino acids)
Biological process (GO): signal transduction; nervous system process; regulation of membrane potential
Cellular component (GO): neuron projection; membrane; synapse
Molecular function (GO): extracellular ligand-gated monoatomic ion channel activity; neurotransmitter receptor activity; transmembrane signaling receptor activity
Source: RefSeq, a predicted model, not a curated record